CUCGCGUCGGGCAGCCACACCGGUGGACCGAGACGUACUUUGCAGCUAAAGAAGGCGUCGGCCGCAACGGACGGUCAAGGGCAGCCCACAAUGAUGACCUAGCACCAUGCGCCUCGGAGCGCUCCUCGUCCUCCUCUACGCGUACGCGUGCGCCGCGGACGACGUCGAGGUGUACGACGAGGAACCGGCAGCGGACGAGGAGGAACCCGAAGUCAUCGACGAGUCGAUACGACGGAGCGUCGACGCGUUGUUACGGUUCCCGCUCCAAUUGGACGAAAUCAAGCACCGCAUCACCGUGAGCGACGGAGACAAGGACACGGGUUUCCUCGAACUGAGCGGCCGCGAGGAGGUCGCCGACGCGGCCUACGCCUUCGGCUUGGUGAAGGGCGCGCCGCGACGGGGCACGCGCCAGCUGCAGGAGGCGGUGUGCCGGGGCCAGGGUCUAGUGAAAGGCGCGUUGCGACCGCCCUGCACGCGGCAGAGCGCUCUGAUAUUGGAUAGGGACGUCCUCGACCCGCGCGACGAGAACAUGACCCAGAAACUACCUGGCCGAUUAGAAGUGUGGGAGGGGCAGUCGCCGCUCGACGCGGUCGGCGGUCUGGUCCGGGCGGCGAAUUUACACACGGUUAUCGACGUGGAGUGGUUCGCGCCGGCGUUGGUCGACGCGUUAUGUACCGAUUUAGCGCACCCCGAGCUGUUCGCCUGCGGCGAGCACGAACUGCUCGGGCACCACAAGCAUAUAAGUAGGGUGGUGCCCAUCAAUUUGGGCGGCGAGAAGGGCGUUAUUGGUGAUCUCGUGCUACAUGACUACGAGGAGGCCGCCGACGCGAUUUACAAUUUCUCGCAAUACCAUGACGAGGUCACCGCGUUCGGGAGGAGGCAGCUCCUGCAGAAUUUGUGCGGCAAGGACGCCAAAAAGUGGCGCUACAGAUGUUCGAGGCAGCAGGCCCUCGUCUUCAAGAGCGCGCCCGUGCGGUCGGUCAAUGGCACCAUUGCUUUGAUCGAUGCGACGCCGGCUCUUCUCCAAGUCUGGGAGGGCGAGGAGCCGGCCGACGCCGUCAAGGCCUUUUGUGAUAGGGUCGGCUUUUCGGACGACGACGCGAAACGUCUCAUAAGAGAGGUCUGCGGCGAGUACCCCGUGAAAUUGCUCCCGCGAAGAUCGCCCUUGCAGAACUGCCAGCGCCUGAGCUGGGUCCUGGAGGUGAUGCCCGUGCGGGGGCCCUUCGGGCCUGGCGGGCGCAUGGCCCAUGUGGGGGAUCUGCCCAUUGUGGAAGGAGAAGAAGGCCACGAUUUAGCGUGGGCCUUCGCGGCCGAACGGGGCUGCGAGGGCUGCCCGUUCUACAAGCAGUUGGCCGCCACGUUAUGCGCCAAGCCGAGGGUUACGUGCUCUAGGCGAAAAGCGCGAGUGUGGAAGGCGUUUGUGGACGUCGCGACGCAGGAAGCGUUGGCGUGGCCAGAACCGCUCGAGGACGCGUUUAUUGAGGUGCUCGAGGGCGACCAGGUCGUCGAUGGAGUUAGGGAGCUGUGGUUUUCGAGAAAUGUGACGAAUGAGACGGAGUUACAUACGGACAACGCUAGGUUCAAAAGAAGAGCUUUAACCGCAUUAAGCUGCAACCCCGAGUACGGCCACGCCGACGCCAAGUUAUGUGCACGGGCCGAGGAGAUCGUCGCGCGGAGUGACGUCGAGCGGCCCGGCGCGACCAAAACAUUGCAAUUCAACUCUACUCUCCCCAGGAAGCACGACGACCGCGACUGCGGCGACGCGUUGUCAAAAAGGGCGGACUACGACGAUUUAUUGAUGGAUCGUAUUAAGGCUUGUGCGCCGCCUCCCCCAAAGAAGCUCGACAAGGACGCCUGGCGCCGCCGGAAGAAGAUGCGGCGGGACGAGGCCGAGCGCGAGGCCGACAAGGCGCGCGAGGACAUCGAGAAACAGUUCCUGGACGACGUCGAAGGCAUUGAGAGCAACGCGACCAAUACGACGGAGCCAGAGAAGAAGAAUUCAUCAGCACCGGCGGACCCCGAGGCCUGUGAGGCUGCCACGAAAGCCGUGGAGAGUGUCUCCCUGCACAAGAUUCAACUACUCAUAGAAGCCGCAUGUGUCCCGACGGUCUACGACUUUGGUAUAAAAGGCUGGGCGGGCAAUAGCAACCUGCAGGUGCUUGGGGCGCACAACGACUCGGAGGCCGACCGGAGAGAGUUGUUCCAAGGCAUGAAAUUGCGGAGGGUCGACGGCGUGCUGAUUGAAUCUUUAACAGAUUACAAGGAAGCGCUCCGACGUAAAUCAGCCGAGGCCUUCCAGCAGAGGAAGCGGGUGAAUAUGUCGCUCGAGUUCCUGGUCGUCGAUGAAAAUGAUCGCUUUCUGACGGGGGGCCAGAAGGGCGAGGGCGCCGGCCCGAUUGCCGUGUACGAACAUGAAACGGCUUCGGACGCGGUCUACCGCCAGGCCCACUUGAAUGAACUGAUCCAGCCGAAUUAUACCGCGCUCGGCGUGCAGAAACGAUUUCUGGAAGAAGUAUGUAAGAACCCGUUUCCCGCACACGGACCGCCGGCGCGGGGCUGCGCUCCUCCCAUCUACCGACCGCGUGUUUUAUUAUUUGAGAUGCCUUUGGAAUGGUUAGGAUUGACCUAUACGUUUAGAUAUUAUCCGGAGGACUGGCCGCCGUGCGCCGGCGACUACAACCCCUUCCACUACCACGUGCCCAACACGACGGCGUGGCCCUUCGGCGCCGACAAGAAAGCUUUGGAGGCGUUGCGGCUCGUGACGGGCGGCGAGGACCCGUUGCCACGAGUCGAUCCCGACUGCGAGCCUUCGUUGAAGCGCUUCGCUACGUAUGUCUGCGAAGCGCUCGGACCACCGCCUCCAAAUAAUUGUGAUGAAGAUAUGGUCUCGCUCGCGAAACAGUACGCGGACCACGCCAUGGAGUACCGGUGGAACGAAAAAGCAACUCCCGACGGCAUCGAUUAUUACGCUGCCUUAGGUGCCGUGCGCGACUCGGACAAUGAUACUCUUGUAUCAAGUUACGCGCGGGUCUCCCUGGAGCUCCAAGAGCCGUUGGAGCUGUUUGAAAGAUUACUGGCGAACGCUCAAAAAUUAAGAGAGCGGGCCGCGUCGCUACGAGCAGCGGCGCGAGCCUUGCUCUCGCAUGCGAACGCGACGGCCUCCGCGGCGCGCGUCGCCGUGGCCAUGGCGCGCAACGACUUGAAAAGGGACCGCGCCGUCACCUUCGUCGCGGCGCGGAACGCGAGCCAGUUCUCCGAGGACGCGCGGCGGGUGCUUAUCGAAGCUUUCUUCGAAAAUAAUCAGAUAGAGGAGCCUCAAGCAAAAGCGAAGGCCGAGGCGGUGUUGAAUUCUACGAAGCUGGCCUCGUCGGUCCUCAACGAACUUAUCAAGGGCGGCGCGCUGGUGGAAGAACAGGGCCAAUUGAAGCGCGUCGACGCGCACCUCGCGAAGCAUCGCCACAAACAGGUCAAGAAGCCGCCCAAGGUUUUGAAGCUGACGUCGAUCGGGAGCGCCGCCCUCGGCGCCGAGCUCGCGGAGCUGGAACGGCGCCACGCGUCGCUGAGCGAGGGCGCGCCGUGGCCGCGCGUGGCCAAGCGGGUUGGAAGUGCGCGGGCCGGUGCGGUGGUCGUCGCGCGGGGUCUCGGAAAAGUUUUGGAGGGGUGUCGCCAGCGCGUCGCGCUCGCGGACGACUUGCUGCGGCAGGCGCGCGACGCGGCCGUCGAGGCGAACUUCACGAUUCGAACUUUGGACAAGCCGCUCGGCGAGGUGUCGAAGCGGGCCUGGGGCCUGCACAACGCCUUCGACACGCUGACCGACGCGACGAACCGCGAGUUCUACGACAAGCCGUGCCGGCCCGUGUUCGGCGCGUGCUGCGUGCGCGACGCGCCGGACGGGGGCAUGCGGAUCACGUGCGGUUCCUAGUAACAACUUGUAUUAGUACACUACAGGCUCGAGGCUUCGACGAGCGCCGUCGUCGCCGCGGCCGGCUUGCUCGUCUCGGCCGCGAGCGGAGCCGGCGGUCCCUCGGGCCAGCUCACGACGACGUCGCCCCGCUGUUCGAACAAACCCAGACUCUCCGCGGUCGCUUGGGGGUGGAACGGCGCGCCGCCGCGAUAACUCAACACGGCGGGCACGGUCGCCCAGAGGCCCAGCGCCGCUUCAAUAUCCGCGACCGUGUCCGACGGCUUGACGUCCGCCCUGAAGAACGCCUUCUGCUCCUCGAUGUAGAGCUGCAGGCGCCAUUCGUCUGGCAGCUUCGCGGCCGCCGCGCGGCCGUCGAGGGGCAGGCGCACGUCGAGGCCGCCGGGGACGCUCGCGCCGUGCGUCGGCUGCCAGUCUUUUGUUGCGACGAACUCUCCAGGAGAUUUUUGGACGACGACAAUGUUAAUAUCAUCUGUGUCGCCGGACGCCUCGUCGCGGACGGCGAAGCGGUGCCUUCCUGGAGGAAUACGGCUCAAAUCGACCGUCCCGUGGGGCGCAUCUAAACAAUGCUCCGGCGCUGGCGCUCGGCCCUGCAGCGUCGCCGCGACGCAGACGCGUCGUCGCGUGCUGAGGCGCAGCGUGAGGCUCGCACUGCCGUCCAGCGCGACGACGCGUUGGCCGUCCGCCGGGGAUACGACGAUGUUUGGCCGGGCGCGCGCUUGGGCCAGGGCGAGGGUGCCGAGGAACGCGCGGUGGCGCCGCUGCAGGCGCGUUGCGCGGCGCAUCAGCAGCAUCUGCGACGCCGAGCAACGACACCUGGCAGUCUACACGUGUAACCGAGCUGCUGGGUGUCGAUGGAUGCCCAAAGAGUCGAACAGCGCGAGUCACCAGUCCGAAGGAGUGUAUAGCAGCACGCGUCGUGCAGCGAUGUGUGUGCCGCGUACACGCGUCGGGUGUCCGCUCCGCACCUAGCGUGUUGUAAGACACUAGCAAGCACUUGCCAGCGGCAAAAGCACGAGUUACGGCGGCCGUCGAAGGUCAGCCGUGCUGGCAGAGGCGCCUCAGAUAGCACAGAGAACAGCACGCCAUCGCUGCGACGCCUGGACGAGCGUUCACACUCAAGCCAGUGUAGCUGUGCAAAAGUGCCGUGCAGCUGUAAUAGCUCAAUAUGGUCGAAAUCCUGGCCGCAAAAAAGGCCUUGCGCCGGUCCAUCAAGGCAGUCUGUGCUGCGUUGCCAGCUACUCAAAUCCAGAGCGAGAGCGCCCGCGUCGCCCAGCGCCUCUUCGCGCGGGACAAUUGGAAAAGCGCCACGAAGGUCUGCGCCUUCUGCAGCAUGCCCGGCGAACUUGACACGGCGCCCAUCCUCGAGGCCGCCUUCGCGGCCAACAAGCGCGUCUUCCUGCCCCGCGUCGAGGACGUCAAGGCGCGGGACAUGGCCAUGGUCGAGGCCUUCUCCAUGGCGGACAUUGACGCGUUUCCCCGCUCGAACUGGGGCAUCGCCGAGCCGCCGCGCGACGAUAGUCGGGAGGACGCGCUCGACGCGCGCGUGGACCUCGUCGUCGUGCCAGGCGUGGCCUUCGACUGCGACAACGGCCGCCUCGGCCACGGCGCGGGCUUCUACGACAACUGGCUCGCGCGCGCCGACGCGGCGGCCGACGCCGCCGCGGUCGCGCGGCCGGCGACCGUCGGCGUGUGCCUGGGCGCGCAGGUGCUUCCGUCCUCCGAGCGCGUGCCGCGCGAGGCGCACGACCGGGUGCUGGACGUCGUGCUCGCGCCUGAUUAAGUAAAUUCCUCGCGAAAACACUACCAAGUAGACGCCAUCGCCGCGACGAAACAACAUAAAACACGAACGCUCCCUUAAGACACUAGGAGCACGGUGCGUUCCCGAAACCCCGCGGCUCGGCCAAUACGCGCCAACGAAGCGCGCAUCGACGUCAUAUAUCACGCGGGGGUGGAGAACGCAAACGGGGACCUACGAGGA
This is a messenger RNA of Pelagomonas calceolata, 5903 nucleotides long. Lineage: Eukaryota; Pelagophyceae; Pelagomonadales; Pelagomonadaceae. The record is from the annotation of a GenBank genome assembly.